CGAUUUGAUUAUAUUGUUAUAAACAGCCAAAUAAAUUAGUUGCUAACCUAGACUAGUAGAUAAGCUACAAUUAUUUCGAAGUUUGAUGGGAAUGAGCGUUAUCGGCCACAACAAAGCGCCUCCCAAGGUCGUUUAUCAACAGCCAAGCGACCGCUCCACAUACUCCAGUCAACAGGUCCUACCAUGGUUACACAACCCUUCCCGAUAUCUUGUUCUUGGGAGUUUUGUACUGCCAGAUUACAAAGCCUCAUUCCCAGCCACGUGAUACCCAUGGAAGAGGCUGGAAAUGGACGGUUGAGAAGUGAUAAUGUGCGGCAACCACCAUCACGUACGUAGCCCAUGUCUUAUGUCCUGGUGACGGGGUCGUCGUGAGAGAAAAUCAAGAAACUCGUCAUCACCACCAUUACAAGAAUAGGGGCAUUCCUACUGUUAGUCUUUAUGAAUCUCAGCAUGUGAUCGAUGGCACGUUUCACAAAAUUUCGCCAUUUGCCCUCACUGUGGUAGUAGCAUUGUGGUAGCCUCGUCGUUCUUGUUGAUGGCCAUCGCGGAUGUUCAUGUCAGCCUUCCCAUCUGCUUUACCGAGACUAGCGUCGUUGCAACCUGACAAGACGGGUCCCACCGGACAGCUCCCUGCCGCCUUCCCUCUCUGUUGGAGCGAUAGCUUACUAGUCUUGGCAUCACAGGACGGCCGCGUUCGAGGCACUUCUACCAACCGUCAGGCGCAUCUUCAUCGAAGGCAGGCUCGACUGGCUAGUCUGGCUCUCAAUAUACUCCCUCUCCCCAUCCAACAACAACAAACUGGCUCCUCGAUCUUUAUGCUGAUAGGCACUGCUGGCUGACUCUAUACGUCACACCGAGUUACCUACCUCGACUAUUGAUGUUCGUGAUUCCGACAGCUAGAGCUUGACAUUGAGCAAUCAUCGGAGAGCCGCUUGUAUUGGACAGGAACGUCCAUUGACGACACGACGUUCAGCAUCGCCCAGCUGUCGCCGAUCGAUAACUGGCAAUGGGGAACUACUGCUCGACAUGCUGCCAAGGCAGAUCCCGAGAUGGACUGUACGAGCCAGUCCUGGCCGACAGCGAGAGAGAAGCAGUGGCGGACUUGCUUCAGUACUUGGAGAAUCGUGGAGAAACCGACUUCUUCUCCGGGGAGCCACUCCGAGCUUUGAGCACCUUGGUAUUCUCGGACAAUGUCGAUUUGCAACGGAGCGCCAGCUUGACGUUCGCGGAAAUUACGGAAAGAGACGUUCGCGAAGUUGACCGAGACACUCUGGAGCCUAUACUAUUCCUUCUCCAGAGCCCCGACAUAGAGGUGCAGAGGGCGGCUAGUGCUGCAUUGGGAAACCUGGCAGUCAACAAUGAGAACAAAGUUGCGAUUGUGUUGUUGGGAGGUCUUACCCCGCUUAUUCGCCAAAUGAUGUCCCCAAAUGUCGAAGUUCAAUGCAACGCAGUGGGGUGCAUAACAAAUCUUGCGACACACGAGGAUAACAAGGCAAAGAUCGCAAGGUCAGGAGCGCUGGGGCCACUUACUCGGCUGGCGAAAUCCAAAGACAUGCGGGUACAAAGAAAUGCGACAGGUGCCUUGUUAAACAUGACACACUCAGAUGAAAACCGACAACAACUUGUGAACGCUGGUGCCAUACCAGUCUUAGUACACCUCCUUUCUUCCUCCGAUGUUGACGUCCAAUAUUACUGUACAACUGCGCUCAGCAACAUCGCUGUGGAUGCCAACAACAGGAAAAAGCUUGCUCAGAAUGAGACCAGACUCAUUCAGUCGCUUGUGAACCUCAUGGAUUCAUCGUCACCCAAGGUCCAAUGCCAAGCUGCACUUGCACUGAGAAAUCUUGCUUCGGAUGAGAAAUAUCAAAUCGAAAUCGUAAGGGCUAGGGGUCUCCAGCCACUAUUGCGCUUAUUGCAGUCAUCCUACUUGCCACUGAUUCUGUCGGCUGUCGCCUGCAUCCGAAACAUCUCUAUUCACCCCCUCAACGAAUCUCCUAUUAUUGAGGCGGGUUUCCUCAGGCCACUUGUUGAUCUUCUUGGAUCAACCGAAAAUGAGGAGAUCCAGUGCCACGCCAUUUCAACACUCCGAAACCUGGCUGCAAGCUCCGAUAGGAACAAGCAGCUCGUUCUCGAGGCUGGUGCUGUGCAGAAGUGCAAACAGCUGGUUCUGGAUGUACCUAUCACUGUGCAGUCUGAGAUGACAGCAGCCAUUGCUGUCUUGGCCCUCAGUGAUGAUCUUAAGAGCCAUCUGCUGAACCUCGGUGUUUUCGAUGUCUUGAUCCCACUAACCGCAUCUGAAAGCAUUGAAGUUCAGGGCAAUAGUGCGGCCGCCCUGGGAAAUUUGUCUUCUAAAGUUGGUGAUUACUCCAUAUUUAUUCAAGACUGGACUGAGCCCAACGGCGGAAUUCACGGGUAUUUAAAGCGCUUCUUGGCAAGCGGCGAUGCAACCUUCCAGCACAUUGCCAUCUGGACCUUACUACAACUACUUGAAUCAGAAGAUAAGAAGCUUAUUAGCCUUAUCGGAAAAUCGGAAGAAAUUGUGCAGAUGAUCAAGACUAUCUCAGAUAGGCAGAUCGAGCCGGACGACGACGGAGAAGAAGAAGAGGGUGAGGGUGAAGUGGUGCAGCUGGCCCAGCGGUCCCUCCAAUUGCUAGGCCAGGGCACAUCUCGCAUUGAAGGAUGAAGGAUGAAGGUGAUCACUUUGACGGACCAAUAAUAGGUCUAUAUACGGGAUGGGAAUUCAUGGUGUUUGGCGUAUCUAUGGGCGGUAUGCAUCAUUUGGGAGCGAGCAUUCCUGGGAUAGAAGAUAAUCAAGCCGGUUGAUAUCUCGACAAGGAGAUGGCGGCUAGGAUGGAACCACAAGUGGUAACUUUUCCGGGCUGUGUAUGUUACGUUCUUUGCUUUGAAGCGUCUCGUUGCGUUUUGUUAUUAUCCCCCCCCCCUCCGCCUUGGGGUCUCCUUUUUUCGCUAUUCCAAUGUAAUUAGAUAGAAAAGCCACAGAUAUCCCAACAAUGCGCAAAUCAAUUCUUGAAGGC
Molecule: messenger RNA, 3035 nt
Organism: Pseudogymnoascus destructans
Lineage: Eukaryota; Fungi; Ascomycota; Leotiomycetes; Thelebolales; Thelebolaceae
Gene: VAC8
Product: Vacuolar protein 8
Exons: 7
Coding region: 1007-2683 (558 amino acids)
Biological process (GO): vacuole inheritance; nucleus-vacuole junction assembly
Cellular component (GO): fungal-type vacuole membrane
Molecular function (GO): protein binding; protein-membrane adaptor activity
Source: RefSeq, a predicted model, not a curated record